Messenger RNA from Malus domestica (apple), 1382 nucleotides. RefSeq lists its product as uncharacterized. Gene Ontology annotation, biological process: defense response. Lineage: Eukaryota; Viridiplantae; Streptophyta; Magnoliopsida; Rosales; Rosaceae. The record is from RefSeq and is a predicted model, not a curated record.
UCCGGACCCGCCAAUUUCCCCAUAACUCUUCGUUUUUUUUUUUUUUUACUCCACCCCACCUGCCCCACCUCCUCUCCCUCUCGCCUGUCCCCUCUCCAUCCACCGGCGAGCCAUGCGCCGACGACCUUCACGUUCUUGAAUCUCAUCAAGGCCGUCCGUUUUCUCUUUUCCUUCUUUCUCGAUCGAUUCUCGGCCCUCCGAUUCCGCCUGAGAACCGACGACGAUGAUGAUGAAGAAAGAAAACGGAGACCAUCACGUGCACGUCUUGGAGAUCAACCUCAUCUCCGCCCAGGGCCUCAAGCCUCCCUCCGCCGCCCUCCGCCGCAUGCAGACCUACGCCCUCGCCUGGGUCGACUCCGCCCACAAGAUCCGCUCCCGGGUCGACAAGAUCGGCGGCGAGAACCCCACGUGGAACGAUCGGUUCCUCUUCAAGGUCCCGUCCGCAUUUCUCUCAAGCGAGACCUCCCAGGUCUCCAUCCAGAUCUAUGCCGUCGGCUGCUUCAGCGAUCACCUCGUCGGCACCGUCCGACUUCUGAUCAACAACUUUCUCGACGUCGCGUCCAAGGUUCCGUCGUUUACGGCCAUCCAGAUUCGGAGACCUUCUGGAAGAUUCCAAGGCGUGUUGAAUGUGGCCGCGAUGGUGAUCGACGGCUCGUAUCUGGCUCCGGCGGUGAGCGAGUUGUCUGCGGUCGGGUACCGCGACCUGAUGGGAAAGGGAGAAAGCUUCCGGCGCCGGCGACGCGACAGCAUGAAGAGCAAAUCGAGUGAUUACCCCGGCGAUUCGAAGGAAAACUCUUUCACUGAGUCGGCGGAGAACUCAGACGUCUGCGAGUCGGCGGCAUCAUCUCCGGCGACGCCAUUACCGCCUCUGAAGGAGCUGAACACGAUCACCGAAUUGGCGGGAACAACAAGGCAGGUGUUGAAGGCUCGUCCAAUGGACGGCUCGCGUUUCCUGUGCUGCUUGCUGACGCAGAGGAAGAUGCAAUACAGUCCGUCGGAUGAGAACGCGGAUGGAGCCCACAGCAGAGAAAGGUAAAAAGAAAGAGUAAAACGGUAAAAAAGUAAAAAAAAGUUUGACGAGCAUGGAGGUUAUUCGUGUGAAUAAUGCCGGUGGAGGGAUGAAGAUUAAAAUGGUAAUGAGAGAGGAUUAAGAGUAAGAGAGUGCAAAUUACGGAUUAAUGAGGAGUUUGAUUACGAGUAGCCAGAGUUUAGUUUCUUCUUGAUUCUAAAAUAAAAAUGUAGGAAUCAGGCAGGCACCGGUGAUUGUUGGCUUCUAUUAAGCGUGUAAAUUUGUAAUUUUGCUUUUUGUGCAAACAAUGUGCAAUUAGUCAUGCAGUAAUCUCAUCAAAUUCUCCUCUACUUUUGAGGUGUUUUAAUGACAA